Mugil cephalus (flathead mullet) is the source of this 3166-nucleotide messenger RNA. It is a transcript of the gene ftsj3, whose product is annotated as FtsJ RNA 2'-O-methyltransferase 3. NCBI's taxonomy places the organism in Eukaryota, Metazoa, Chordata, Actinopteri, Mugiliformes, Mugilidae. Gene Ontology annotation, cellular component: nucleolus; nucleus; preribosome, large subunit precursor. Gene Ontology annotation, molecular function: rRNA (uridine-2'-O-ribose)-methyltransferase activity; rRNA (guanine) methyltransferase activity. The transcript is spliced from 21 exons. Gene Ontology annotation, biological process: rRNA methylation; maturation of LSU-rRNA from tricistronic rRNA transcript (SSU-rRNA, 5.8S rRNA, LSU-rRNA); maturation of 5.8S rRNA from tricistronic rRNA transcript (SSU-rRNA, 5.8S rRNA, LSU-rRNA). The record is from RefSeq and is a predicted model, not a curated record. Bases 104 to 2707 code for a protein of 867 amino acids.
UCCGGACCGUCACACGUGUUGUUUUCAUGUACUAGUGAGUUCUUCUACUUCGACAGUGUGAUAUUUCGUUGUUAGAGUCUAGCGUGAAACCACCGCGACAAACAUGGGGAAGAAACUUAAAGUCGGAAAGACCCGAAAAGAUAAAUUCUACCACCUGGCAAAAGAAACGGGAUAUAGAUCUCGUUCUUCCUUCAAGCUCAUCCAGCUCAACCGUAAAUUCCAGUUUCUUCAGAAAGCCAGAGCUGUGAUCGAUCUGUGCGCUGCUCCUGGUGGAUGGUUGCAGGUGGCCUCCAAGUUUAUGCCUGUUUCAAGUCUCAUCAUUGGUGUUGACCUGUUCCCCAUCAAACCCAUCCCCAACGUGGUGACGUUACAAGAAGACAUCACCACUGAGAAAUGCAGACAGGCUUUACGGAAGGAGCUUCAGACCUGGAAAGUGGAUGUUGUGUUAAACGAUGGAGCGCCAAAUGUGGGAGCCAACUGGCAACACGAUGCCUUUACACAAGCCCACCUGACCCUCAUGGCCCUGAAGUUAGCCUGUGAGUUUCUGACCAAAGGUGGCACAUUCGUCACGAAGGUUUUCCGCUCCAAAGACUACCAGCCCUUGCUCUGGAUCUUCCAGCAGUUCUUCAAGAAGGUGCAGGCCACGAAGCCGCAGGCAUCUAGGAAUGAGUCCGCUGAGAUCUUUGUUGUCUGCCAGGGUUUUGUUGCACCGGACAAAAUUGACAGCAAGUUCUUUGACCCCAAGCAUGCAUUCAAAGAGGUGGAGGUGCAGGCCAAAACUGUGAGGGACCUGAUACCUGUCAAGAAGCCAAAGGCGGAGGGAUACACAGAUGGUGAUCUAACGCUCUAUCACAGUUUCACAGUGACAUCUUUUCUGAAGGCUGAUAAUGCUGUAGACUUUCUGGGAAAAGCCAGCGAGAUCAUGUUUGACAAUCCAGACCUGGAGUCUCACCCAGCCACCACUAAUGAAAUUAAGGAGUGUUGUCGUGACAUCAAAGUCCUGGGCCGCAAAGAACUCCGCCUGCUGCUAAACUGGAGGUCCAAGCUGAGGAGAUACCUUGCUAAGAAACUGAAGGAGGCCAAACAGCUUGACCAGGAGAUCAACUUAAGCUCUGAUGAAGAAGGCUGUCAUUCAGAGGAUGAACCAGACAAGAAGGAGAAGAAGGGUGAUGAUGAUGAUGAGGAGGAGAAGGAGGAGGAUGAGGAGAAUGAGGAGGAAGAGAUGGAGAAAAAACUGACAGAACUGAAGGCAGAAGAAUUGGCAGAGCUCAAACGGAAGAAGAGGAAGCUGUUGAAGGAGCGGAGGAAACAGAGAGAGAGAGUGGAGCUGAAGAUGGACCUGCCAGGUGUCUCCAUCGCCAGCACCACUGACUCAUCCUUGUUCUCUCUUGGCACCUUGAAGAAGCAAAAGGUGCUGACUGACAUAUCUAAGGGGGACAUGAAGUUAGCAGAAUCUCUGGAAGAUGAUGGAGAAGAUGAUAUCUACCUCUCUGACGAUGAGGAUGACGAGGCUGAUAAAAUAUCCCUGGCGUCUGACUUAGAUGACGAUGAUAUGGAAGAAGUAGACCAGAGAGCGAAAGAGCUGGAAAAGAAAGCACCAAAGAAGAAGGUGAAAUUUUCUCAAGAGGAGGAAAAUGGUGAUGAAGAGCAAGAGAGUGGCUUGAUAGUAGAACUGGAGGGAAAGGAUGAAAAGAGAGAGCGAGAGUCAAACUUGUGGUUCAGCAAGGGAAUCUUUUCUGAAAUCAACCUGGAAGGCGAUGCAGAGAGCGAGCUCAGACAGACAGAGUGGCUCCAGACCAAACAGAUGGGAAAAGGCAGAAAGAGGAGAGCUGAGGAGGAGGAGGAGGAGGAGGAGGAAAAGGAGGAGGAGGGCAAACCAGAAGCUGGACCACCAGAGGAGGAAAAGGCAGGACCUUCAAAGAAAGCUAUGGAGGAAAGUGACAGCGACUCAGAUGACAGCAGCGAUGAUGAAAAGGAGAUCAGCAGAAUGAAGCAGGCCAAAGUGGCUGGUGCGAUGUCAGCAGAGGCCAAAGAUGAUGACUUCCAGGUUGUUCCCGUGGAAAGUACCAGUAAGAAAGCUAGGAUCCUGGAUGCAGAGGGCCUGGCCUUGGGCAGUCAGAUUGCUACAUCCAAGAAGAGAGCAAGGGACUUGGUGGACAACUCCUUUCACAGGUUCGCGUGCUCUGAGCAAGAGUGGGAGGUACCAGAGUGGUUUCUGGAUGAUGAACGUAAACACAGAAAGAAGCCAGUGCCAGUCACUCAGGAGAUGGUGGAGGAGUACAAACAAAAAUGGAAAGAGAUUGAUGCACGACCCAUCAAACGAGUUGCUGAGGCCAAGGCUAGGAAGAAGAGGAGGAUGUUGAAGAAGAUGGAGCAGGCCAAGAAAAAAGCAGAGGCUGUUGUCAACACAGUGGACAUCUCUGAGAGGGAGAAGAUGGCUCAGCUGAGGGGUAUCUACAAGAAAGCAGGCUUGGGGAAGGAAAAGCGAGAAGUUACGUAUGUCGUGGCUAAAAAGGGAGCCGGUAAGAAGGUGAGACGGCCUGCUGGCGUCAAGGGAGUCUUCAAAGUGGUGGAUGGUCGCAUGAAGAAAGACUUGCGGGGAAUGCAGAAGAAAGAACAACACACUAAAGGGGGCAAAGGAAAAGGAAGACCGUCUAAGGGUGGCAAAGGAGGGAUGAAGAGUGGCAAAGGCCGAAAAGGAAAAUAAAUUUGAACCCGUUACACUUUCACAAUCCUGUCUUUCUAUCUAUUAACCUGCCUGGCUUCGUGUUCCAGGUGAGCAUUUAUGGAGCUUUUACACUAGGUUGCUUCUGUUCAGGCUCCUGUACCAUGGACAAAGGGAACUUUGAUUGUCUAUGCCCCAUUUUUAGCAAUCUUGGCUGAAGUUCAUCAAAGCCCUGGAGACUUCAGAUAUGUCCUGGAGUUUUACAACACUGGUGUUAAAGUGUACGUCUUUCUGAAGAUGGAGAGUAUUUCCUUUGGACCUUUGAAUGGUCAAGAAAAGACUGAACUGUAUGUCAGAUGUAACGACAAUAAAUGCGUUCUUCAGUUUCUGUAAAUAUUAAAUAUACAUCUUUGAAAAAAUGUUUUGUUGAGGUUGUAUUUUUUUAAAACAAUUUUGCUUAUGUAAUAAAUCUUUCUAGUGGUCUUUGUGACUCACAUAACA